AUGUCUUAUGUGCCAUCCAGUUUUGAUAACCUCUCGCAAGAUGAAGACCAGGUAAGUUUCAGUGAAAAGUUCAUACGUCAAUGCAAACAGCAGCCAUUAGUCCCCCUUGGUGCCAUCCUCACUACUGCGGCUGUCACUCUUGCUGCAAAGAAUGUCAAGUCUGGAAACAAAACGGGAGCACAGAAGUGGUUCCGCUGGCGUGUUGCCUUACAGACAUUUACUUUGGUAGCCCUUAUCGGUGGUUCGUUCAUAUAUGGCAAAAAGCAACAACCACAGAUUGAUGGAGAUGAACUACUAAGACAGAAGGCUAAGAUGAGAGAACAACUUUGGAUUGAAGAGUUGGAGAGAAGAGAUCAAGAAAUAGCUAAUAGGAAGAAAAGAGCUGAACUUGCUCGUCAAAAGGUAAAGGAAAUGGAAAAAGAGUCUUCACAACUUCAAAAAGAACUCCAAGAACUUGAGUCAAAAAUAAAGAAAUAA
Molecule: messenger RNA, 477 nt
Organism: Eremothecium sinecaudum
Lineage: Eukaryota; Fungi; Ascomycota; Saccharomycetes; Saccharomycetales; Saccharomycetaceae
Gene: RCF1
Product: respiratory supercomplex assembly factor RCF1
Exons: 1
Coding region: 1-477 (158 amino acids)
Biological process (GO): mitochondrial respirasome assembly
Cellular component (GO): mitochondrion
Source: RefSeq, a predicted model, not a curated record